Messenger RNA from Lethenteron reissneri (Far Eastern brook lamprey), 3951 nucleotides. Its product is annotated as sulfotransferase 1B1-like. Gene Ontology annotation, molecular function: sulfotransferase activity. The record is from RefSeq and is a predicted model, not a curated record. Lineage: Eukaryota; Metazoa; Chordata; Hyperoartia; Petromyzontiformes; Petromyzontidae.
CACAAAACUACAAACCUCCCUUCCCCUCUCCGUCUUUGCGUGGUGCCGUCGGGGAACCGGAGCUUCUCAAGGACCUAGCCCCGGAUCGUCGCUCGCAGACGGACAAGCGCGCACGCGUGCCCGUGCAUUAUUAAGAAGCACGGUUGGCUACGUACGGCGCGAAAGAAGUUUCGGCACGCAAGUCACACGUUGCAACGACCCAUUUCUUUUCUCAGACGGACAACUUUCGCCCUGAGAUUUUUGUUUUAGGGGGGGGGGGAGGGUUUGAGAAGAUCUUCGCUUGGCGCGGCGCCUUUCACCGUUGAAGCGAUCGUUUAGCGCGGCUCCAGGCAAGGAGGCAUGUCGGGCCGAGGCGGCAACACGGCCGAAGGGUCGGCGACAAGGCCCGGCCAUGGGCCUCCGUCGGGCCCAGCGGACGGUCCGCCCACGCACCUGCAGCGGCCCCGCUUGGGCUACGUGGAGGGCAUCCCCAUGGCGGAGGUGUUCUUCCAAGACUGGGAGGAGAAGAGCGCCUUCCGUGCACAGCCCGAGGACAUCGUCAUCUCCACCUACCCCAAAUCAGGGACGACGUGGCUCCAGGAGAUUGUGGACGCCAUCCUUGGUCGCGGGGACGUCGAGCGCUGUAAGCGAGCGCCCACCGACAAGCGGGUGCCCUUCCUCGAGAUGUCGGCGGUGCCCGACUUCAGCAUUCUCAGCGGGAUUGAUCAGAUUGAGCAGCUUCCAUCUCCCCGAGUCAUCAAAACGCACCUCCCCUACCAGCUGGUGCCCAAAUCAUUCUGGGACAAUAACUCCAAGGUCAUCUACCUGGCCCGCAACGCCAAGGACGUGAUGGUGUCGUGCUUCUACUUCGCGAAGAUGAACUUCGGACAACCGGACCCCGGUACCUGGGACGAGUACUUCCGUACGCACCUGGACGGCGCAGUCCCGUGGGGGUGCUGGUGGGAUCACGUGCUCGGGUAUUGGGACAAGAGGGAGCAUCACCGCAUCCUCUACCUCCUCUACGAAGACAUGAAGGAGAACCCCAGAGCUGCAGUGGAGCAGGUGGCCGAGUUCCUGGAGGUCCGCCUGCCGGAGGAGGCGCUGGAGAAGAUUGUCCACCACACGAGCUUUGAGCAGAUGAGGGACAAUCCCAUGGCGAACUACACUUCGCUGCCCAGCUGCGUCAUGGACCACUCCGUGUCGCCCUUCAUGCGCAAAGGCUCGGUGGGUGACUGGCGGAACCACUUCACGGUGGCGCAGAACGAGGAGUUUGACGAGGUGUACGCAAAGAGGAUGGCCGGCACCUCCCUCUCCUUCCGACACGACCUGCCGCAGGGGCUCGCGGGGCGGGCGGCGGUGGAUUCUUGAAUCCAUCCGUGCGGGGUCUUCUCCGCCACUCCACCCCUCCUACCCCCACCCCAGAGGUCGCAAACGGGUUUUGAUUCCUUACCCGUACCCGGCCGCACCAGGGUCGCAAACGCGUAACCCGUACCCGGCCGGGUAUGGGUACCCGUACGCUACCCGUACCCGUACCCUACCCGAAAUGAGUGACAAACGGUUACUCACCGGUGACUCACGGCCUACCCGUACCCGUACCCGGCCGCACCAGGGUCGCAAACGGCCGGGUAUGGGUAGCCGGGUAUCGGGUAGGGUACGGGUUAUCGGGUACCCGGUUGCGACCUCUGCCCCACCCUCUGUCGUGAUCGUAGGAUUUUCUUCUGGGGGGCACGCGAUUGGUUUUACUUCCCAGGCCGCUCGGGAGGAUAUGAGUUUGAUCGAAACAUUCCAGUGGAGCGGCACUAAUCCGGAAAAACGAUCCUUGAGACUCACUGAAGAUUUCGUGGGUUAAAAAGGAAAUUGUAAUUAUUGCUCUUUAUCGCGACGGUUGUUAUUCAUAACACAGGUUGUUGUUUUUUAGGGGGGGGGUUAGAUCGCGUAAAUAUAAAUGCGUCGUUAAAGCCCGCCACCACCUUUCACGGCCGAUUGAACAGCCAAGUAAAUGGAACGUGGCCAUCUUCCACGUAGAAUGGAAAUAAUAAAAUAAUAAAAAUAAAACAUAAUAAAAUAAUUCUCACGACGUUUCGGCGACAACGCAAGCAGCCGUCCUCAGGUGGAGAACAGGUCUGUCGAGAAGACAGAGUCUGAAUGAAACACCCCAGGCUUGGAGCGACUAUUUAAGCUGGGAUGGAGGGGGGAAGAGCGCCUUGACAAAAUAAUUUGCAUGUCAAGAGGAAUUUAGCAUAAUUAUGGGAAAUGCAGAUAUGCGAUUAGUACUACUUGUAAAAUAAGUAGGAGGUGGCCAAUUCGUUACUAGCGUAGCGGCAUCGUUGAGUGCUGUACGCGAUUGCCACGACUCGUGGCCUGUAAUAACGGCCUCGAGUCAACAGGGGGCAGAAGGGAGUCUAAUGGUGAUGAGUCAGGCCGUUGGGCCAACGUUAUCCCCCAGACUCCCAGGAAGGGGGCUGGGCAGAGGUCACAACCGGGUACCCGAUACCCGUACCCUACCCGAUACCCGGCUACCCGUACCCUACCCGUACCUGGCCGGGUAGCCGUACCCGGCCGGGUACCCGUUUGCGAUCCUGGUGCGGCCGGGUACGGGUACGGGUAGGCCGUGAGUCACUGGUGAGUCACCGUUUGUCACUCAUUUCCCAACGUCUUGUCUCUUCUCACAAUUCAAGUUCCUAGAAUCAACCCACCCGCGCCUGCAACAUGGCUUCAUCCCAGAGGUCGCAAUCAGGUACCCGAUACCCUACCCGAUACCCGGCCGGGUACGGGUAGGGUACGGGUACGGGUACCCGUUUGUGACCCUGGUGCGGCCGGGUACGGGUAAGGAAUCAAAACCCGUUUGCGACCUCUGGGGCUGGGGGAUCACGUCACUCCCCAGGCCCCUCCAGACGGUUCCAGAAGGGAGGAGUGGCCAGGGGCAGAAUGAGCCAGAAUCCGGUAUAAAAGACGGUCCCCUGAACGGGACCGCAGUCGUCGUUUACCUGAAGACUCAAGAGCCACCUUGGAGCUGCCACCUUGAAGUCCCGAAGCGAAGAGCCCAAAGUGCUGAACCUGAACCCCUGGCUAGGGUCGGGUCAAAGCUUAACCAGUGAAGAGGUUAGAGCGUAACCAGUGUUAGGGCAGGCUAGCCUGGAGGGAAUACCUCCCUAGGUAUCGGGUGGAAGGGGCCCGUACCCCUUUGUGUUAUUGUAAUGUUGUGCUGCCUCGGGAAGAAUGAAGUCUACUAAUAGGGGUUUUCCCCUUUUUUCUGGCAACACAACUGACACCUUUUGCAAGGAAUCAUGCUUACAUUAACCACAAUACUUGCAGUCAAAUGCAAACAAAAAACAAUACUCUGAUCAUUUAUGCAUUGUCUUUGAAACUGAUUGGUCCACACCAGAGACAGCUUUCUUUAGAGCCUAGUCUCAUAUGGUGUUCGACCAGAUGACGCCAAAAGGCGCACAGUUCAAAGACAACGCAAUACCAGAGUAAUGAGAGUUUGGGGUGAGAGGUCCCAUGAUGAAAGAGUGAAGUCCUCUCAAGUUUGUACCCACUACACUAGUACAGCAAAUCCACAACAUUUACAAUGUUUCCUCUCCAACGCACAACCGGUGUGCCGUUCUAGUAACGAAUUGGCCACGUUCUGUUGACCUGACGGAACCUUCACUAAUUUGGCCGCGUCGGGUGGUGGCGAGUUUAACGACACAACAAAUAUAUUUACGCGAUCUGACUCCUUCCCCCCCUCCAAAAAAAAUAAACCUGUUAUGGUCGAUAACCAUCCAGAACGUUGUCGUGUGAGCGGUUCCAUGGAGGGGGACGAAACGGGUUUAUAAGGCGCAUGUGUCCACCCCCACCUCCUCCUCCCCCUAGUUUCUGGUGUAUCGCUCACCCUUACACCCUCAAAUUAUAGGCCGUGACGAUAUUUUUUUAUAUAUGCAUCAUUAUCAAUGUUGAUUUCCUGCUAUUAAACAACGAUUACUAACAAAA